AUGAGUGGAUACGAUAGUGCCUUAUCGAUUUUCUCACCAGAUGGACAUGUUUUCCAAGUUGAAUACGCCUCUGAAGCAGUUAAGAGAGGAACGUGUGCGGUAGGGGUCAAGGGCAAAGAUGUAGUUGUUCUUGGUUGUGAAAGACGCACCACACUAAAGCUUCAAGAUCCACGAACUACGCCUUCGAAAAUCCAAAAAAUCGAUCAUCAUAUUUUAUUAGCAUUUGCUGGCUUGAAUGCAGAUGCAAGAAUUCUUAUAGACAAAGCUAGAGUAGAGGCGCAAUCGCAUAGAUUGAAUUUAGAAGAUGCGGUAAGUGUUGACUAUCUUACCAAGUAUGUUGCUGGUGUCCAACAAAAAUAUACCCAAUCUGGAGGAACGAGACCAUUUGGUAUAGCCACAUUGAUUGCAGGUUUUGAUGAGUUAGACAAUGUCCCAAAAUUAUAUCAAACCGAACCCUCGGGAGUGUUUAAUGCCUGGAAAGCUCAUGCUAUUGGAAGAUCAGCUAAAACAGUAAAGGAAUUCUUGGAAAAACAAUGGAAGGAAGAAUUGACUGAAGAUGAAACGGUGAAAUUAACGGUCAAGUCACUUUUAGAAGUAGUUCAAACUGGAGCAAAGAAUAUUGAAAUUAGUGUAAUGAGACCAAAGGGGGAUAUUUCAAAAUUGACCCUUGAUGAGAUAAAAAAGUAUGUUGAUGAGAUUGAAGGGGAGAAGGAAGCAGAAGCAGAAAAGAAGAAACCUAAAUCAAAGGAAUAA
Molecule: messenger RNA, 753 nt
Organism: Lodderomyces oxycetoniae
Lineage: Eukaryota; Fungi; Ascomycota; Pichiomycetes; Serinales; Debaryomycetaceae
Gene: PRE6
Product: proteasome core particle subunit alpha 4
Exons: 2
Coding region: 1-753 (250 amino acids)
Biological process (GO): ubiquitin-dependent protein catabolic process; proteasomal protein catabolic process
Cellular component (GO): proteasome core complex, alpha-subunit complex; nucleus; proteasome core complex
Source: RefSeq, a predicted model, not a curated record